AUGGGGACAGCAUUCUUUCGAGGAAUUGCUGGAGAACGUUUUGCAGUUCGUAAUUCUGGUGCUACUUCUGGCAUCGAAGGUGUUAGUGAUCAUGGUUGUGAAUACAUGGCUAGUGGACGUGUUAUUAUUCUUUGUGGAAUUGGGAAGAACUUUGCUGGUGCGUUGAUCGGUGUAUUGUCAGAGAAACUUGAAGUAAAUUUAUAG
Molecule: messenger RNA, 204 nt
Organism: Meloidogyne enterolobii
Lineage: Eukaryota; Metazoa; Nematoda; Chromadorea; Rhabditida; Meloidogynidae
Source: the annotation of a GenBank genome assembly